This is a messenger RNA of Emys orbicularis (European pond turtle), 987 nucleotides long. RefSeq names its product cyclin dependent kinase 5 regulatory subunit 2 (gene CDK5R2). The transcript has a single exon. Gene Ontology annotation, cellular component: cytoplasm; protein kinase 5 complex; growth cone. The record is from RefSeq and is a predicted model, not a curated record. Bases 1 to 987 code for a protein of 328 amino acids. Gene Ontology annotation, molecular function: cyclin-dependent protein serine/threonine kinase activator activity; protein kinase binding. Gene Ontology annotation, biological process: axon guidance; brain development. NCBI's taxonomy places the organism in Eukaryota, Metazoa, Chordata, Testudines, Emydidae.
AUGGGCACGGUGCUGUCCCUCUCCCCCCCCGCCGCCUCGGGCAAGGGCGGCGGCGGCGGCGGGGGGCCCCUGGCGCAGGAGGCUGCCCCGGCCAGGGCGCACGGGAAAGGCGAGAGCCGGCUGAAGCGGCCCGGGGUGCUGAUCUCCGCCCUCACCUGGAAGCGCCUGGUGGCCGCCUCGGCCAAGAAGAAGAAGAGCGCCAAGAAGGUGACCCCCAAGCCGGGCAGCGGGGGGGCCCGGCCCGACCCGCUGGUGCAGCAGCGCAACCGCGAGAACCUGCGCAAGUCCCUGGGGGCGCAGCAGGAGGCGGGCGCGCCCGGCACCAAGCAGGGGCCCCUGGCCGUGCCGGUGCCCACGGUGCCCUCCGCCCCGCCGGAGCUGCAGUCGGGCGGGGGCAAGCCGCCGCCGCCCCCUCCUCCGCCGCCGCCCCCGCCGCCCGGCAGCCGCGCCCCGGGCUCCCCCCGCCGGGUCAUCGUCCAGGCCUCCACCGGGGAGCUGCUGCGCUGCCUGGGGGACUUCGUGUGCCGCCGCUGCUACCGCCUGAAGGAGCUGAGCCCCGGCGAGCUCAUCGCCUGGUUCCGCAGCGUGGACCGGGCGCUGCUGCUGCAGGGCUGGCAGGACCAGGGCUUCAUCACCCCGGCCAACCUGGUCUUCGUCUACCUGCUGUGCCGCGAGGCGCUGCGGGGCGAGGAGAUCGGCAGCCAGGGCGAGCUGCAGGCCGCCUUCCUCACCUGCCUCUACCUGGCCUACUCCUACAUGGGCAACGAGAUCUCCUACCCGCUCAAGCCCUUCCUGGUGGAGGGCGACAAGGAGCGGUUCUGGGAGCGCUGCCUGGCCCUCAUCCAGCGCCUCAGCGCCAAGAUGCUGCAGAUCAACUCGGACCCGCAUUACUUCACCCAGGUCUUCCAGGACCUCAAGAGCGAGGGGGAGACCGGCGGCAGGAGGGACUCCGGCGCCAAGCACUGGACUAUCAGCCUGGACCGCUAG